CAAAGGUGUCCUUCACAGUCGCUCUUCACUGGGAACUUCGCCAUGAUUCCAAAGAUCUGCCUCGUCAUAAUUGCAGUAUUAUCUACUGCAUCAGCUGCACCACAAGUUUAUCGGGCUCGAGGAGCGCAUCACCCAACUGCUGAGAAAGCAGGAGAAUACAGCAGGGCUCUCGCAGAAACUGUUAAUAUUCUUCCAGAACUCACUUCUGCUUUCAAGAAGAUAUCCGAGAAUGAAGGGGGUUCAUUUCCAUCAGAUCCUACCUCCAUCAUGAACAUAGUUGCUUCCUUUAUGCCUAUGACGAGACAGAGCAUUUUGCUCAGAGAUGCAUUAGAAGGUAAGCCUGCCGCCUCUCAGGAUGACCUAGAGAAGCUCCAGGUAUUUGAAUCGGCAUUACCGGCUAUAGUCAAAUUUAUGGAGACCAUGAGAGCUAUGGGAGGCAAUUUGGGCAGUCAGAAUACCCCAGGAGAGUCUCCAAGCAGCAACCCAACAGGAGAGCUUCUACUGGAUACAAGAGGAGCAAAUGAUGGGAUGGUAGAGGCAGUUGUGGAAUUCUUACCCGAGAUCUCCAAGGUUUUUCAGCAGAUCAAUAGUGAUCCAAGUCUAUCAAACCCAAAUGAUCCAGCUUUCACGAACAGGGUUAUCUUGGCCUUUAUGCCCCUUUCCAAAAAAGCCAUAGAGGCACAAGCAAAGGCCGAAGGGCGGGCUGUGCGUCCAGAAGAGUUAGACAGAUUGAAUCAAGUUGAUGUUUUGAUGCCUGCAGUCAUGGAAUUUAUGAAAUCGUUAAGAAUUCCUACAACAGCUCCUGGCGCAAUGAGCCUCAGUCCUGCAACAGGUCCAGUUUCGAACGCUGCUGUUGUGGAUCAGGCCCCAUUAGGUUCUCGGUUUGAUUCCCCAAAGCCAGCCGUAAUCAGGGAACCAGCUUUUCCCCAGUUUUCAGCAAAGCCCAUUUCUUCUAGUUCCUACGAUCCAGCUCAGUCACAUGCGUUUCCAUCACCCAAUCCAAGUGCUGCAUUCGAUACAAAACCUUUGAAUUUACCAUCUAGGUUUGAGACGCCAGAGCCAACAACAUUCAAGCAACCUGCAUUCCCAGGGCAGACUUCAUCAGCUAGCACAAGUCUUGCUUCCUCGGCAGCAAAGCCUGUAUCUUCAACUUCUUUGCGUACAUCUCAACCAGCAGUCUCAACUCAGUAUGCAUACGCUCUGCCUGCGUCAGGGGCAUAUUCAGCGCCCUUGGAAGCUCCAUCAUUCCCAGAAGUGACACACGUAGUCCCACCAGUUUACCAGGCCUUUAUUCCCACCGUCCCAGAUACUAUUUCAGGAUUACCUGCCUAUUACUCGUUCUCCACGGUGUAUGGUCGUUAAGGUAAUUUAGAGAUAUUGAUGAUGGAAUGCAGAAUGUACAGCAAAAUCAGCUGCAGUAAAUAUUGCUUAAGCCCUCAUAAAAAAUAGGGAGACUCACUUUUAUGUACUGUAUAUAUAAAAUGUAGGUAUAUUUCAUAAAGGUAAACAGAAGAACAUAUGUACAUAUAUACACUCAUUGUUAAAAAAUUAAUGUUCAGCGUAUGAUAAUGAACAAUGUUGUAGAUGAUCGUCAUACAAAUGUAUCAAAUAUCUUUAAACAAAUUGCAACGGUAAAAAAUGAAGCGAACCUGAUCUAGACGGAUAUUAUAAACAACGAGUAAACUGCUUUUCAAACAUCU
Molecule: messenger RNA, 1700 nt
Organism: Macrobrachium nipponense
Lineage: Eukaryota; Metazoa; Arthropoda; Malacostraca; Decapoda; Palaemonidae
Exons: 2
Coding region: 43-1362 (439 amino acids)
Source: RefSeq, a predicted model, not a curated record